Sphaeroforma arctica JP610 is the source of this 1145-nucleotide messenger RNA. RefSeq lists its product as hypothetical. The record is from RefSeq and is a predicted model, not a curated record. Lineage: Eukaryota; Ichthyosporea; Ichthyophonida. The coding region runs from base 279 to 1145 and encodes 288 amino acids. The transcript has a single exon.
CAGCAGUAUAUAAAUAUAUAAAUACAAUGUGCAUCUGAGCGCUGAUAAGCACACACAACGCCAGCUUACACAGACACUACCAAGCGAAGCCGGUUUGAGAGGAGUGGGCGGUGACGACUAUACUUAGAUACAUACGUUGAACUUGCUUGUACACGCUAAAUAACCUCUGGUUAGCGAUAAGGAAAUCAGGUACACCUACACAUACACGUAUAAUAGUAUUCAGGCAAUAACAUUGAGACACUGGGAAAGUGAGUGUUCAUAUCACAAAUAAACCAAAGAUGGCGUCUUCCAAGCGUGGGCGUUCGCGCAGCAGCUCUAUGUCAUCUCGGUCGCCGUCAAAGUCUCGCUCCCCUGCACACGCACGGUCACAUUCUAAUUCACCAACAAACGCUUCAGAUGUGGUCAGAUCAAGACCCAAACGUUCUUUGUCUCGAUCUGUGUCAAGGUCUGUCUCGCGCUCACCUACCAGUAGAAGACAUACGACGGAUAACCGGUCUAGAUCUAGAUCGGGAUCUAGAUCUGCCUCACCAGAACAAGCACGUAGUCCGGUAGGUAGGAGGCGUGCAUCACCAUCCCAGUCUAAAUCGGCAUCGAGGUCCAGGUCGAGUUCGAGAUCAAGGUCGAGAUCUAAAAAUAGGGCAGACGAUAAAAGUAGAAAUGUGAGCGAAAGUGAUAGCGGCAGCGACAGCGAAGAAGGGGCUAUACUGCAGAGCGAAGUAACCAAGCGCACUAUUGUGAGAGUACCAAACGUCUCACGGGUAAACGGUAAGCGAGUGUCACGAGACGAUGGUGACGGAGAUGAUAAAGAUGAAGAUAGCGAUAAGGGUCGUAGAAGUGGAAGGAGGGAUAGAUCGCGUAGAGGGAGUGUCAGUGAGAAUGAGAAUGGCGAUACGCAGAAACUUCAAGGAAAUGCAAAGGGCAGCAAUAAGAAAGAUAGGAGACUAGAGGCACGUAUUGAAAAGGGUCGACUGAGAAACAAGUCCCCGGCGCCCAUAGUAAUGAGUGAGAAAAAGAAAGAAAGAGUCAAACAAAUCGAGGCUAAUCGACCAGCCAAGAAGGCUAAGAAAAGCGAUGGAGAGGUACGUGGAAUGCAUCUCGCUUCUUGUUUGAUAUUUCCAUGUGCACGUUGUUGUCCCAAGAAUUAG